Trichosporon asahii var. asahii CBS 2479 is the source of this 969-nucleotide messenger RNA. RefSeq lists its product as uncharacterized. The transcript has 5 exons. NCBI's taxonomy places the organism in Eukaryota, Fungi, Basidiomycota, Tremellomycetes, Trichosporonales, Trichosporonaceae. The coding region runs from base 1 to 969 and encodes 322 amino acids. The record is from RefSeq and is a predicted model, not a curated record.
AUGCGCGGCGGGCUGACAAACACCGAGCAGGCUCAAAAGGCGGCUGCAGAAGAAGCGCAGCGCCAGCAUGAGUCGCAGAUCCUCUUUCUCAUCUUCAUGGGCGUCGUGGGUGGCUGCUGCCUCGUCAUCGUCCUUCUGUUGCUCGCCGUCCACCUGCGAGAGUGGGGGCCAGACCUGUGCCUCGAGAUCAAGCUGUGCUUCACUCGGUGCUGUGGGACGCGCAAGCGCAAUGCUCAGAGCGACUGCGAGGCACAGGCGACCAGCACAUCGGGUGGGAAGACGCAUGAGAUGGGUGACCUGCCAUCGCCAGCCGCAUACCCCCGAUGCCUCGAGGUGGCGGUGUCCCGAUCCAACCGAGUGACGCCCUUCUCCUCCAACAUCUUUGCGCCUAUGAACUCCAACUCGGCCGCGGAAGAGAUCUUGCGUCUGAUGCAGGAGGCUGCAGCCGAGAAGGCACGGAAGAAGGCCGAAGAAAAAGCCGAGACUGAGCACGAUGAAAAGAUAGCCACCAUCGUUAUCGGCACUCUUUGUGGAGUGGCAUUCACCGCCAUUUGUCUUCUCUGCGUGUGCCUAAACUGGUCAAACUGGUGGGGCCACAUUCAGCGAUUCUUCGCGGGGCUCGCAUGCGGCUGCAGGCGUCGGCGGGCGCGGACCGAUUGCGAACAGGGGCCCGACGCCACCCCGGCAAUCGAUAAGGAGGGAACUGCACCCCACUUCGUGGCGCGUGCCUGUGGCCAGAACGAGCUUGCCCUUGAUCAUCCCAGUCGUGCGUCCAUCGCGCCCUCGCAUGACUCGGACGCGACUGCAGUGGCAGACGCGCAGACGUCGGCCCAUGUUGCGACGCACCCCACUGUCGCCCAAGACCACCAUGCAAGCGACUACAACGAGAAGAACAUUCAGUCCGAGCAGGAAACGAAGGAGGCUAAGGACGAGAGCACCCACGCCACGGUCGAUUCCUACCACAACUAA